Hyaloperonospora brassicae is the source of this 510-nucleotide messenger RNA. The record is from the annotation of a GenBank genome assembly. NCBI's taxonomy places the organism in Eukaryota, Oomycota, Peronosporomycetes, Peronosporales, Peronosporaceae.
AUGCCGCCCGACGUCCACGCCACGUGCGCGCGUCUGCACGCCGACUUGUCGCGCCACCCGCUGGCGUGGCCCUUCCUCGCGCCCGUGGACCCCGUCGCGCUCAACGUGCCCACGUACUACGACGUCAUUGCGCACCCGAUGGACCUCGCGACAAUGGGUACAAAGCUCGCGGCCCACGAGUACAACGACCCCGUGGCGUACCGCGCAGACCUGUUGCUCAUGUUCGCCAACGCGAUCGAGUUCAACCAGGACGACGAGCGCGAGAACUCGGUGGCCGCUGUCGCGCGCGCGUUCCAGCGCGUGGCGCUCGACGAGUGGGAGGACCUGUUCUCCGAGACGGCGACGACGGACUGGGCGCUCAAGGCCGAGAAACAGGCGCAGCUGCGCGUUCUCGAGCGCGCAAAGGAGAGCCGCGUGCUGCGUCGGUGGAAGCGCCACGCGUUCGUCAUGCGGCUCAACCGGGCCAAGCUGGACGAGCGCCGGCGCGGGGCCGAAGCCAACGGCGAGUAA